Molecule: messenger RNA, 2248 nt
Organism: Aphidius gifuensis
Lineage: Eukaryota; Metazoa; Arthropoda; Insecta; Hymenoptera; Braconidae
Product: ubiquitin carboxyl-terminal hydrolase MINDY-3 homolog
Exons: 5
Coding region: 368-1684 (438 amino acids)
Biological process (GO): protein K48-linked deubiquitination
Molecular function (GO): calcium ion binding; cysteine-type deubiquitinase activity; K48-linked deubiquitinase activity
Source: RefSeq, a predicted model, not a curated record
CACCUUUACUAAGAAAUGCAUACAUACAUACCAUGUCUAGCUAUAAAAUUUUCGAUAAUAAACGUAAAGGUUAUAAUAAUUUUAGUCCUCAAAAGUUGACAAGAUAUUUAUUGAAAUUCUCAGUUUCAUAUUAAAAAAAAUAAUAUUAUUAAAUAUUAACAUAGUCAAUUGUUAUAUCAAUAUUGGUAUGGUUAUUUAUUGACAAGUCGAUGACUUUUAUAAUACGACAAUAAUUUUGACUAUUAAAAAAUAUGAAAAUUUUUCUCAUAUUGAAAAAUCAUAAUUAACCAAAAGUUGUACGAUUAUUUCCAAGCAAAAGAAACCUACAUAUUAUUAUAAUACAAUCUCCAUUGAUAAACAAAAAAAAAUGACAGCAAAUCCAGACACAGAUAUUAUUAAAGAAAUAAGAACCUUGUUAUGGGGAAAUUGUCCAAAAGAAGAUGUCUUCAAUCGCUGGGCUCAAGGUUUUCAAUUUAGUCUUGAUGAACCAACAGCUCUUGUACAAAUUGAAGGUGGACCAUGUGCUGUUAUUGCACCAGUUCAAGCAUUUAUAAUAAAAGAUUUGCUACUUGAUGGUCCACCAAAUGGCUGGAAACAUAUAACAGUUGAAAAACAAGAUCGUCUUUUGGUUAAAGCUGCAACUGAAAUAAUAUGUCGUGCAAGUGAUUCAAGAGAUCCAAGAUAUUCAAUAGUUUAUAUUGAAGAUGAUAAUCCUGAAGAUAAUGAAAAUUUACCGAAUAGCCAUCAAGUGUCAAAUGACACUGAAGAACAACCACAAAUUAAUUCUGAUUAUUUUCAUUCAAGAUUAAGAACAUUUACAACUGGUGAUUUAGAUGAAGUUGAACAAUACAUGGCACAAAGAAUAGAUACAUUGAAAGAACCUUUUGGUGUAUUAUUAUUGUUGUAUACAGUUGUGUGUACUAAAGGAAUACAAGGUAUGCAUUGUGAAAUGUCUGAUCCAACAGAACCAGCAAUUGAUUCAAUAUAUGGUUAUGGUUGUCAAAGUUUAAUUAAUUUGAUGCUAACUGGUAGAGCAGUUAGUCAUGUUUGGGAUCAUGAACAAGAUGUUGGUGGUCUAAAAUUACGUGGUAUUGAUAAACAAAAUACAGUUGGUUUUCUUGCAUUACUUGAACAUUUAAGAUACUGUGAAGUUGGUGGUUUUUUAAAAUGUCCAUCUCAUCCAGUUUGGGUACUUGGAUCAGAGACACAUUUAACUGUUGUUUUUUCAAAUGACAGACGACUUGUUAGUCCAGAAACACCAGCUGAACAAGCACGUCGUGUAUUUAAAAAAUUUGAUCCAGAAGGAAGUAAUUUUAUACCUGCUGAAUUAUUACAAGAUGUAUUGGCUGAAUUGGGCCUUGUUACAGAUUCAGAAUAUGUUGAAAUUAUGAGAAAAAAAUUGGACAAUGAAAAUUUGGGAAUAAUAUUAUUGGCAAUAUUUAUGGAUGAAUUUUUUCCUGAAGAAACACGUACAUGUCCUGAUACAUUUACAUUGUAUCAUUACAAUGGUUUGGAACGUAGUAAUCCAGAUAAUCGUAUACAAUAUCAUUCUGGUGAUGCAGUACUUCUUGAGUGCACAGUUAAAUGUAUUCUUGACAGUAAUCCAAUGUUAACUGUACUACAAACAAAAUGGCCAAGUAUUGAGGUGCAAUGGGAAUCUGGGAGAACACCGAGUUUAAAUUAAUUUUAAUCUCGUUAUCACAAUUUAUUAUAAUAUUAAUAAUAACAAUAAUGAUAUAUAAAUAUUAAUAAUUAUUAUUAUAACGUCAUAUUAAUAUACUUAAUUUAAAAGAGACUCUGAUGAGUUUUAAACAAAAAAAAAUUAAUUUACUAAAAAAAUAUUAUGAUUGAAAAUUAUAUUUUAGAUAUAUACUUAAUAAUAAUUAUACUUGUGUUUAUUUUAAGAGUACCAAGUAUACUUAUAUAAUAUAUGAUUAUUUAAAUGAAAAAAAAAAAAAAAUGAAUAAAUAAUUUUCAUUUAUUAUCAAAGUCUCUUUUUUAUUAUGAUGAAAAUUAAUUAUAGCAUAGUAAAACAAUACAUAUUAUUGGAAAAAAAAGCAUGUCAUUUUAAAAAAUGCAUAAAUUUAUUUGUUUAAAUAAUAAUAAUACACGCAGAAUUUUACCAAGUAUAUAAUAUAUUAUAGUUGAAAUAAACCAGUAAAUAAAUGCCACUUUUAUUAUUAUUAAGUUAACAAAUUAACGAGUUUAAAAAAAAUAUAUAUAAAUAAAUUAAAAUGAUAAAUGUACG